This is a messenger RNA of Nelumbo nucifera (sacred lotus), 828 nucleotides long. The record is from RefSeq and is a predicted model, not a curated record. Lineage: Eukaryota; Viridiplantae; Streptophyta; Magnoliopsida; Proteales; Nelumbonaceae.
AUGGAUUUCACCAAUCCAACAACUAAUCCAUCUUCAUCUUCUUCUUCUUCAUCCCCCAUGCUUUUCCAGGAGAAAAGGAGCAAAAGGAAGCAGCAACAAGAUACGACGGGAAGGUUUCUAGGUGUUCGACGAAGGCCAUGGGGACGAUACGCAGCAGAGAUAAGAGACCCAACAACCAAAGAGCGGCAUUGGCUCGGCACCUUCGACACGGCCGAAGAGGCCGCCUUAGCUUACGAUAGAGCCGCCCGCUCCAUGCGUGGCUCUCGUGCUCGCACCAACUUCGUCUACUCCGACUUGCCACCCGGCUCUUCUAUCACUUCUAUCAUCUCCCCGGACGAAACCCAACACGACCUCUCGGCAGCCCUCUUACUCCCUUCCCCUCAGACUGAACCAACCACCCAACUCUACUUCACUAAGGAUUCCGGCACCGCCACCCACUUCUCCGGCGAAUUUCCUGCCGGAGACUCGUGGGUUGCGGCCAAUGUUUCUGAGUCAAUAUCAUCAUUUGCUGGGGUUGUUGAUGGUUUAGCGUCGAACCAAUUUUACGAUAGCACGGACCUCCCCCCAUUCCCUUCUGACGUUUCGAGUUGCAAUGCGGCAGCUUCGGGUUAUGAUAUGGGUCAGGCGGUGUGGCCCGAUACAACAAAUUAUGUUGGGUACUCGGACCAAACGAUGGCCGGGUUCGACUCUGGGUCGUCCUCGUGUUUCAGUUUUGACUCGAAUGAGUUCGUUCACAGCCCGCUUUUUGGACAGAUGCCACCGGUUUCCGAUGCGACGCCGUCGGUUUCAGAUGGUUUUGAUUUGGGUUCUUCAGGAUAUUUCUUUUGA